AUGGUGAGAGAACAAGCGCCUGCCAAGGUGCCCCUCCGGCCGAUUACGGCAAACGAAGACGCCAGGCGACCUGCAGAGACGACGAGCCAUUCCCAGGGCGCGCCCAACACACCAAACAAGAGCACUGCUGCGAGUAGGCCGACCGCGACGACCGCCGCCACUUUGCCCUUUGACGAAGACUGGUUCGAAGACGGGAGAUCGCCGGCUCACAGCCAGAGCCAAGGGCAGAACCUCUUGGACCGAUUCAAUGCGCUCAGCCUAGCCGGAUCCCAAUCCAAGUCGCAGGAUGGAUCGGCAGCUCCCGCAGACGCCUCCCUCGUCGAGAUCUCCCCGCCGAAAGCCAGGGGCAAUCUCCUCUCCUCGACCGGCACCGGCUCCAGCCAGGGCGCGAAGAACAACCCCUAUGGCGGCGGCGCGGCACACAAGAAUCUCUUUGGCUCUUCGUCGUCUUCUCAGGGCGGCAGGGGCAAGGCCGGCGUCUUUGUCAAGCAAACUCGACGCCCUGAGCAUCACCGGGACGACCGCUACCGCAUCUCGGCCCCUACCGCGGCCAAAGCUGCGGAUAUCCCGGCGGCCGCGCCCAAGAUGUUUAGCUCGGCGGACGCGUUUGAGACGAAGCCGUUUGGGCACUACGAGCCGGGCCAAGAGUUCUACACCGACCCGAAAAAGGCUGCGUCGGACCUGAAGGCGCUGCUGGAGGGUGGCAUGGAUGAGGAGGAAGAGGAGGAGGGGAGGCGGAGGCGGGAGGGCUCUGCUGGAGUGGAGGAGAAGAAGAGCAAGAAGAUGCAUGACGGAACGCUGGAGGGGCUAAACGUGAAGCUGCUUCCACAUCAGGUCGAAGGUGUUGAGUGGAUGAAGGGCCGCGAGCUUGGCCCCGUAAAGCGCGGCAAGGUGCCUCGGGGUGGCAUCUUGGCGGACGACAUGGGUCUUGGAAAGACGCUGCAGAAAGACGACGUUGGUCGUCGCCCCCUGGCGCUGAUCCGACAGUGGGAGGCGGAAAUCAAGGAAAAGGUGGCCAAGACGCACCAGCUCAAGGUUUAUGUUCACCACGGGCCGCAGAGGACGAAAUCGCACAAGGAGCUCGCGCUCUACGACGUGGUGGUCACCACGUACCAGACGCUGGUGUCGGAGCACGGGCACUCGAGCAGCGCGGCGGACGGGCCUAAGGCCGGGUGUUUCGGGGUCAAUUGGUGGCGUGUGAUCCUGGACGAGGCGCACUCGAUCAAAAACCGUAACGCCAAGGCGACCAAGGCGUGCUGCGCGCUGUCCACGGUCUUUCGGUGGUGCCUGACGGGUACGCCGAUGCAGAACAACCUCGACGAGCUGCAGUCGCUCAUCCACUUUUUGCGCAUUCAGCCGUACGACGACCUCAAGGAGUGGCGCGACCAUAUCGACCAGCCCAUGAAGAACGGCAAGGGAGGAGGGCGCGCUGAACCCGGGGGCAAGCCGUCGGAGCCGGGCGAGGAAUCCGCGACCGGGUUCAAGGUGACGGAACGCAAGGUGGUGGACAUCACGGUCAGCUUUUCGCCGGCGGAGAAGAGGUUCUACGGCCGGUUGCAGGCGCGCGCGGACAAGAGCCUGGAGAGGAUGCUCAAGGGGCGGGUCAACUACGCCAACGCGCUCGUGCUGCUGCUGCGGCUGCGGCAGGUGUGCAACCACCCGAAGCUGGUGGAGGGCAAGCUCGAAAAGGACCGGGAUGCCCUCUCGACGGGGAGCGGUACCGGGGGCAUCGGCAAGGAGGUGUCGCAGACGGCCAUGGACGACUUGGCGGACCUGUUUGCGUCGGCGUCGAUCCAGACCAAGUCGUGCGGGAUCUGCGGGUACGAGCUCGGCCCGGUGGAUUCCAUGUCUGGGCGGGAUACGUGCCAGGAUUGCUACGAUGACUUGGCGUACUUUAACGAUGGGGAGGAUGCGGCGGCGAAGAAUAGUGGCAAGAGGAAGACGAAGCAAAAAGAAAAGGGAGGAAGCAAGGACAGAGGUGAUGGGCGACGGAAGCAGACGGAGGCGAAGACGUUGCGCAGGCGCGGGGCUAGAAAGGUGAUUGUGGACAGUGAUGACGAAGACGAGGAGGAGGCGGAUGGGAGUUGGCUUGUGCCCGAAGACCAGCGCGGCGCUCUCCGGCUGGGUAAAGCGGGUGGCGAGGAGGAUGAGAACGCCGAAGGUGGUGGUGAUUGGAUAGGAUCCGAUGACUCGAUCCACAAAUCGGAGGCGGAGGAGGAGGGGAGCCAGCUCGAUAGCUUCAUCGUGCCGGACCACCAGGUGCCCAAGGACUCUUCAUCGGUGCUUGCGGCUUACAAGACUGAUGAUGAUGAUGAUGAUGACGACGACGACAGUUUCCCGUCCGUGCAGGAAUUGUGCUCGCAGCGCUCCCAGUCUCGGACCGUAAAGGGUGACGAGACGGGAUCGAUCCACGAGAGCAGUUCCGGGAGUGAAGACGACGAUGACACGGACUCGGAUGCGGAGUCGGUCGAUACGGGGAUCGACGAGGCGGACAUUGCCAGCGGCAGCGACGACGACGAGCCGUCAAUUCUUCGCGCGCCCAGACGAAAGGGCGGGACCAGCCAGCAGGUGCUCGCGUCGGCCAAGAUCCGGCGGCUGGUCAAGAUUCUGCACAAGGAGGUGCACGAGCACAAGUUUAUCGUGUUUUCGCAAUUCACGUCCAUGCUGGACCUGGUGGAGCCGUUUUUCGAAAAGGAAGGGUUCAAGUAUACGCGGUACGACGGGGGCAUGAAGAAUGACGAGCGCGAGGAGAGCCUGCACAGGUUGCGAAACGACAAGAAUACACGGAUUCUGCUGUGUAGCUUGAAGUGCGGGUCUCUGGGCUUGAACUUGACGGCUGCGACGCGCGUGGUGAUUCUCGAACCGUUUUGGAAUCCGUUUAUCGAGGAGCAAGCCAUUGACCGGGUACAUCGCCUCACGCAAAAGAUUGACGUAGUCGUCUACAAGCUCACGGUCGGAGGGGCCUUCAAGCUGGGCAUCAAGGAGAUGCUUGACCUGUUCAAGCACGAGGGCAGCGCGGACUACGUUGGUACGUAUGAGCAAGGCCCCGGAGACGAGGAUGCUGCUGGAGGCAACGGUUCCCCCUUUCUCCGCGCCCACGUCCAAAACGCCCUCUCCAUCGUCUGGACCACCGCCCUCCCCCUCUCCUCCUCCCCCGCCACCCUCGCCGCCCGCAUCCUACAGCACCACCUCCCCGCCUACGCCUCCCACACCUACAUCGACUUCUGCGCCGGCGGCGGCGGGCCCACCCCCGAGAUCGAGCGCGUCCUCAACGCCGGCCUGCGCCGCCGCCGCGUCGGCGACGCCACCUUUGUCAUGACCGAUCUGCACCCCAACCCCCGCAGCGUCGAUGCCCGCGACGGCGGCGACGUCGUCCGCAAGUGGGUGGACAAGGGCCGCGCCGAGGGGAGGUGGCCCGUCGGUGCCCCGGGCGCCCGUGACGGCGCGAGGGUCUGCCGGUUGUUCAACUUGGCUUUUCACCACUUUGACGACGCGUUGGCCGGCGAUAUCGUCAAGGAUACCGUCGAAACGAGCCACGCUUUUGCAAUCUUUGAGCUUCAGGAUCGCCACUUCAUCUCCUUUAUCCCAACUCUCCUUCUCUUCCCCGCCACACUCCUCCUCGCCCCUCUCUACGCCUUACGCCAACGCUCCCUCUCUGCCCUCCUCUUCACCUACCUCAUUCCCAUCAUCCCCUUCGUCCUCGUCUUCGAUGGCUGGAUGUCUGGUCUGAGGACCCGCACUCCCGACGAAGUCGAGGCCAUGCUCCGGAGACAUGGGGGCCCCGAAGCGGCCAACUGGACGGUCAAGAGCGGGAGAGAAAUGCAUCUCUGGCCUUGCGGCGCAGGUGGAUCCCGCGUUCAAAUGUGUUCCUUGAUUCCCGACCUUUAA
This is a messenger RNA of Parascedosporium putredinis, 3888 nucleotides long. The record is from the annotation of a GenBank genome assembly. Lineage: Eukaryota; Fungi; Ascomycota; Sordariomycetes; Microascales; Microascaceae.